AAAUCCAUAAAGACACAUAGGGUUGGCUACUUGGAACCUAAGCUACCUCGUCUUUAUAAUUGUUCAUUACCAUUUCUCUUCAAUUUGUACACAACAGAAGAGAGAGAGGGUAACAAAGAAAGAAUCCAUGGCCUCUACAGGAAAACAAGUUGAUGGGAAUUAUCCAACUGUUAGGGUUACUAAGAACGUCACCGUGCACCCCAAAUCCUUGCAUCCACCAAAGAUUAUCCAUCUUUCCAAUCUGGACAGGCAGUGUCCGAUGUUAAUGUACGUUGUUUUCUUUUACAAAGCUUCUUAUGCUUACCGGAAUUUGUCUCUGGAUUCGGUGUUUAACAGCUUGAAAUCUGGGUUGGAGGAGACUCUUUCGAUAUGGUAUCCAGCAGCUGGUAGGAUGAGCCUGAACCAAGGUGAUUGUAAGCUUAAUCUCUGGUGCAACAAUGGUGGUGCAGUUCUAGUUGAGGCAAUCACCAGUGCUCAGAUCGUUGAGCUUGGAGAUCUUUCUCAGUACAAUGAAUUCUUCGAGCGUUUGACUUAUAAGCCUGCUUUUCAAGGGAACUUAUCGGAGAUGCCUUUGCUUGUUGCUCAGGUUACAAGGUUUGGGUGUGGAGGCUACUCAAUCGGUAUUGGUACAAGCCAUUCAUUGUUUGAUGGACCAGCCACCUAUGAUUUUCUGCGUGCAUGGGCUUCUAAUUCUGCAAUUCUGAAAGAAAAGAGAAGCACUCAGCUUUACAAGCCUGUGCAUGAGAGGGGGUCACUGUUGGUGGGUAAUCACCAGGGGCUCACAGAAUUGCCUGAAAGGGGGAGCUCGGCGACAAGAGCAGCGGCCAUAGAUCAUCUAUAUCAGUUGAUAAAACAGGCUAUGGCUGCUCAAAAUUUUGAUGGCAGCAGGAACCUUCCUAAUAUAGGGAACUCAAAUCUUGUUCUCAGGACAUUUCACUUGAGUGGUGCAAUGAUUGAAAGCUUAAAAAGCAAGGUCUUUGGUGACAGGAGAGGUAGCUUCUCAUGUUCUUCCUUUGAACUCGUUGCAACUCACUUAUGGAAGGCAAGGACAAAGGCUUUAGGAGCAAGGAAGGGAGCAAUGGUUUGCUUGCAAUUUGCUGUGGACGUAAGGAACAAGAUGGUGCCUCAAUUGCCAAAAGGUUUCAGUGGCAACGCGUUUGUGCUAGCCUCAGUUGCCUUAACGGCUGAAGAACUGAAAAAUGAAAGCCAUGAAGCUACCGUGGAGAAGUUAAAGGCAGCCAAGAACUCGAUCAGCAACGAGUACGUGAUCGCGUAUAACCAGGCAUUAGAUGGAGGAGCUCAGGGAAGUCUCCCUCCGAUCAACGAGCUGACCCUAGUCUCUGAUUGGACCAGGAUGCCAUUGCACACCAUUGAUUUUCUUCAUGGUUAUGCUGCUUAUGUGUCUCCAUUGCUCUCUCCAAUGCCUCAAGUCGCAUAUUUCAUGCAGAAUCCCAAUGAUUUGAGAGCCAUUGAUGUGAGGAUUGGUCUGCCUCCUCAAUCCUUGAAUGCUUUCUCUCAUUACUUCCUCACCAAUCUGCACUAAGUUCUUGGAAAAUUUCCAUUUGCUCAAAAUAUACACCAGCAUCUGUACUUCG
Messenger RNA from Hibiscus syriacus, 1595 nucleotides. Its product is annotated as brassinosteroid-related acyltransferase 1-like. The coding region runs from base 128 to 1543 and encodes 471 amino acids. The record is from RefSeq and is a predicted model, not a curated record. The transcript has 3 exons. NCBI's taxonomy places the organism in Eukaryota, Viridiplantae, Streptophyta, Magnoliopsida, Malvales, Malvaceae. Gene Ontology annotation, molecular function: acyltransferase activity, transferring groups other than amino-acyl groups.